AUGGUGUCUCAUACCACUAGUGCACACAUUGAAAAACCCACAGAGUUAGAGAUGCCAGCAGUGGACAGUUUAGAGGUACAUACUGAGAAACUGAUAGUGAAUACUGAGACAACAUCAGAGAAACUGGCAGUAGAAAGCACAGAGAAACAAACUGAGGUACACAUUGAGAAACGGGAAGAGAAAAAGGUUGAGGUAGAUGUUUCGGGAAAGGCACUUGAAUUACUUGAUCAUAAUACAUCGGUGGACUCACUAUUAUGCGAUGAUGACAUCGCAUAUUCCAUAGACCCUAUCGUUGAGGCUUCAAUUCCUACUAAGGAACCGAUAGUUAUAGAGACUGCACCAAGUGGUGAAGCCACUGAUGCAAGUGAGGAAUCUAUUAAGGAUGAAUCAUUAGAGGAGAAGAAAGGGGAAUCCGUCAGGGAACCGAUAGUUGAGGUUUUAGUUUCUACAGAGGAACCAAUAGUUACAAAGACUACACCAAGUGACGAAUCCACUAAUGCAAGUGAGGAAUCUAUUAAGGAUAAAUCACCAGAAGAGAAUAAAGGGGAAUCUGGCAGGGAAUCGGUAGCAGGCGGUGAGAGUGAAAAAGGGGAUGUUCGUAGCAAGCAUGAGGUGAGCAUAGAGCAGGAGGGUGGACGGCAACGUGAUUCUGUUAGCGCUCAUGAAGAGGAACAAGGAGGAGGGGCGAGUAAUAAGGAGAUUUUAAGUGACAGUGCAGGCCAUGGUGAGGAGGUUCUGGCAUCGAAGGCUAAUCAUGAAACAAAUGUGCCAGUGAAUGAGGCUACAUCUGUUUCAUUGGGGAAACAAAAAAAGAAGAAUGCUAUAGAAAAAACAAGGCUGACUUCAGAUCCUCAAACAAAUGAGGGUGCAAUUGUUUUGUCGGGGAAGCAAAAAAAGAAGAAUGCUACGGAAAAAACAAGGCGGACUUCACAUCCUAAAACAAAUGUUGUUCCCAAAAAACCAAGUCCAAAAUAUGAGACAUCUGUUAGGAGGAAGAAGCUAAAGGAGACAACGAUUGAAAAACCGAGUGCAUGCAGUGGUCAGAUGAUUGCAGAGCACUCUCCUGAACUAGGGCAGAGUAACUCUCGUUUUAUGCAGUCGACCAUGGUAUUGGACGAGAAAAUUGAGAAGUCUAUUUCGAGGGAGAAGCUGAAGAAGAUGGUGAAUGGAAAUUUGAGUGCAUGCAAUGGUGAGAAGAUUGUAGAGGAGUCUACUCAAUUGGGGUAG
Molecule: messenger RNA, 1227 nt
Organism: Cryptomeria japonica (Japanese cedar)
Lineage: Eukaryota; Viridiplantae; Streptophyta; Pinopsida; Cupressales; Cupressaceae
Exons: 8
Coding region: 1-1227 (408 amino acids)
Source: RefSeq, a predicted model, not a curated record